This is a messenger RNA of Rhincodon typus (whale shark), 3359 nucleotides long. It is a transcript of the gene keap1a, whose product is annotated as kelch-like ECH-associated protein 1a. Lineage: Eukaryota; Metazoa; Chordata; Chondrichthyes; Orectolobiformes; Rhincodontidae. Gene Ontology annotation, molecular function: protein binding. The transcript has 5 exons. Bases 796 to 2568 code for a protein of 590 amino acids. The record is from RefSeq and is a predicted model, not a curated record.
CCACUGAGCCACCGUGCUGCCCCUUGGUAGCUUCCAAUACACACUGGAGCACCACACUACAAAGCCCAGUUUAAGAUCUCAGCUGACAAUGAUGUAUGAAUUUCAGUGGCAAUGUGAUGCUGGUGUGUGUUUGUGUAUCAGAGGACUGAGUGUCUGUGUGUGAGAUGUUAUGGUCCUAUUGAUGCUGAUGUCCUUAACUCUGUCUGCAGCAUCACACGUGGAAGAUUUUGCUGGUCAUUAGUGUCUGGCCUGGAACUGACCUCAGUUGGUGAGACCUUCCCCUGCCUGGAGAGUGUGACCAUCUGAUUCACAGCCACAAUAGGACAGGCAGCUCACUGCAAUUCCUCCUCAAACAUUGGCAUCAUUUUAAACAGUGGGACAAUUCCACAGACUGUACAAUUUGGGAGAGGGAAUGAAAGAAUAUAAGACUAUUGGCUAAAACUAGCGUUGGUCGAAAUGUAAGUCUGGAACUGAGUUUUUGAGCCUUAAAUGAUCAGUCGAGGUGCAGUUGCUGGGCCCUGAGGGACUGGUCCCAUCAUCCUGAAAAUAGUGUCCUUUCUCCACCCUCCUGUUCAGUCUCAGGGAGAUAGUCUGUACAGGAAACCGAGAGAAGGAUGUCUGAAAAGCAGUGAAUUGGAGAGGGUGAGGCUGAGAGAGGGAUGAGGAUGGAGGGGCCAGGAGUGGGUUCACUAACAGGAUGGUGACGUGAGCUUGUGAUCGGUCACCUGGAAGUGGAACCCCUCACCCAGCCACAAACCAGCCUCAGGACAGGGAGAGCAGGAGCUCCUCAGAAUAAUGUUCUGCUCCAAGAAGAAAGCUAACCGUCCGCCGGUUGUUGUCCCGUCGCUGAGAGGUCACGGCUACCUGGAUUAUACUGUGGAAAGUCACCCAUCGCGGGCUUUGAGCAUCAUGCAGGAGCUGAGACAAGACAGACAGAUGUGUGAUGUGACAGUGCGAGUGAGCCAUGGUGGGAAGGAGCAGACAUUUGCUGCCCAUCGGAUUGUCCUGGCUGCCUCCAGCCCUGUCUUCAAGGCCAUGUUCACGAGCAGCCUGCGGGAACACCAGGCUCCUGAGGUCAAGAUCCAGGGCAUUCACCCCAUGGUAAUGGAGAGGCUGAUUGAGUUUGCAUACACCUCGCGGGUCUCAGUGGGUGAACAGUGUGUCCUACAGAUGCUGCUGGCCAGCACCAUGUACCAGGUGGAGGGGGUGAUCAACGCUUGCUGUGAUUUCCUCAUCAAGAACCUGGACUCUGCUAAUGCUAUCGGCAUUUACCAUUUUGCUGAACAGAUUGGCUGCACUGAGCUACGCCAGAGAGGGAAGGAAUAUAUCAAUAUUCAUUUCACUGAGGUGACCAAAGAGGAGGAGUUCUUUAAUCUGACUCACUGUCAGCUCCUGGACCUUAUCAGUCAGGAUGGACUGAAUGUGCUGUGUGAGUCGGAUGUGUAUAAGGCGUGUACCGAAUGGGUGCGCUGGGACUUGGAGGGUCGCACCCAGUAUUUCCAUGCCCUCCUCAAUGCCCUCCAGAUCUACGCUCUGCCCCUCCGCUUCCUGAAGCACCAGCUGCAGGAAUGCCCGAUCCUAGACAAGGUCAACUCGUGCCGGGACUGGCUUUCCAAGAUUUUCCAGGAGAUGUACCUCCGUAGGCCCCUGCCCCCGGUCAGGCAGCGGGGGAACCAGCUGCUGUAUGUGGCCGGGGGCUAUCUGCACCGGCCCCUCCCAAACAUGGAAGCAUUUAGCCCCCGCACGGGCCGCUGGUUGAGGUUGGCCGAUAUGCCAGUAGCCCGCAGUGGGACAGGCUCAUGUGUGGUACUGGGGCUGUUUUAUACAGUGGGCGGCAGGAAUAACUCUCAGGGCGAGAACGUGGACUCGGGGGCACUGGACUGUUACAACCCAAUGACCAAUCAGUGGAGCCACCGAGCACCGAUGAUCGUGCCCAGGAACCGGGUGGGGGUCGGGGCAAUCGAUGGAGUCAUUUACGCCGUUGGAGGUUCCUGCGGAUCGAUUCACCAUCGCAGCGCGGAGAAAUAUGACCCGGAAACAAACAAGUGGACAUCCAUAGCUCCAAUGAGGGUGUGUCGUAUUGGUGCUGGGGUGGCAGUAUGGAAUGGACUCUUGUAUGUGAUUGGUGGAUUUGAUGGAAAGAACCGUUUGAAUAGUGUGGAGUGUUAUCGGCCUGAGAAGGAUGAAUGGAGUUUGAUCUCUCCAAUGGGAUCCCCUCGCAGUGGAGCAGGUGUUGUUGCAUUAAACAAUUAUAUCUACGUUGCUGGUGGUUACAAUGGAAGGGAACAGUUUUCCUCAGUUGAGAGGUACAGCAUAGAAACCGAUAAAUGGGAAAAUGUUGCCAGCAUGAAGCAUGGUCGGAGUGCGAUGGGAGCAACUGCUUAUCGGGGCAAGAUCUACGCACUGGGAGGCUUUAAUCAGAACGGUUUUCUCGACAGUGUGGAGUGUUAUGACCCAGAGAAAGAUGAAUGGACAGAGGUCGCUGUCAUGCCCACUCAACGCAGUGGAAUAGGAAUUGCAGUCAAUAUGGAACCAUGUCCAAGGAACCUCACCCCGGCUGACAACUGACCAUUGCGCUCCCUAAUAACUGAUGGUACAGGAAUUGGCAGAGACUGCUACUCUCCCCACUGCUUCCACCUGUGAGAAAUGAAUUGGCAAAUUCAGACUCACCACCACACACUACAUUUGCUGGUUGCUGCAGCACAGAAUGUGCCAGAACUUUCUACAGAGAACAGGUACAGAAGUGAAGAUCAAAGUGGACAUUUACAAUGUAGAGGGCCAGGAAUACUGUACAUGUAUCCCUCAACAAAGACUCACUGUAGAAUGAUACAUUCCAGUUUAAAGCUGCAAACCCAGGCAUGCAAUUGACUCUAUCAAACCGUGGAUUUAUUCAUCUUAACUUACAGAAAGGAGCUGAACAGAUACCUGUCCAGGGUUGGGCAAAGAAGGUUGUUGAAAAAUGUGCCAAUUGGGAAUCUCUCACUCUGGUUCCUGUUGAGUCAGCAGCUUGAAGGACUUGGUCAGGAGUGGGACAAGAGUUGGAGGAAUAAAAACACAUAGAACUCUCACCACUGCACACACCUUGCACACAUGCACACAAACUCAUACGCCCACACAGACACAGUCAUACAUGCACACACAUGCACACAGACACACAUGUACACACUCAACCACAUAUAUAUAGAUGCACACACUCUCACAGAAGCAUUCACACCUUCUCACACGUGCACACACACAACCUCACUGACGCCUACACUCUCUCAUACUCAUAUCUACACUCACACAUAUACACACACAAACUCACACUUACACACAAACACACCUACACACACAAACUCACUCACGCCUACACACACACA